AGUAAUACUCGGCACGCGGACUAAAGAUGUCGUCGCGGGCAAACAGAGCCGGUGGCGAACAAACCACCGCUUUGAUGACAGGAGAAGAAGCGCCUGGAAAAACAACGGCAUGUUCGGGAUUUCGCUAUGUUAUACUAAUCACUAGCGCCUUAUGUCUAACAUCACUUCUAUCCAAUAUGAAUACAUAUAAUUUCACGAAAAUUUGUAUGGUACCUAAGAAUGACUCAGUGACAGCCGAAUUGGAUGCUUCGAAGCAAUACAACAAACUUCAACAAAGUUGGCUACAGGCCUGUGUAGCCAUUGGAGCAUUGGCGGCAUCGAUACCGUACACCUACAUGUUCCAGCGUUACACUAAGAAAUGGGUGUUUUUGUCAGCUGGUAUUAUAUCUUUCUUCUCCACUAUCCUCAUCCCCACUGCUCAUGAGUAUGGUUUUAACUACUUCCUACUUCUUAGAACUUUCCAGGGUAUUGCUUUCUCCGCUACUUUCCCAGUUAUUGGAGCUGUAACUGCCGAUUGGGCCACUCUAACUCAACAUGGACUGUUCUGUGGUCUACUUACUGGAUGCACCCAACUCAGUCAGGUGUUCACCAUGCCAGUGUCAGGCACUUUGUGCACAUCAAGGUGGGGAUGGCCGUCUGUUUACUAUGCUCAUGGACUUUUCACAUUCAUCUCGUUCUGUUUCUGGAUCCUUCUCUACAAGGAUACACCCGAAGAGCAUAAGUUCGUUGGCUCUGCUGAGCUGAAACUUCUACAAGCUGGCAAGGGGAAAAAGAAGGUUGAAAAAGAAAAACUACCAUAUAAAGCUAUGCUGACGUCAAAAGUUUUAAUUGGUGCAUGGAUCGCAGCUUUUGGUGACUUGCUAGCUGUACAGCUCGUUACUAUGUUUAAUCCACAGUAUGUGAACGACUACCUCAGGUACAAUGUAUUCAAGACGGGUUUCCUUGCCGCUCUUCCGGUUGUCGUUCAGUUCUUCCUCAAACUUACAGGUGGUGUUACCAGCGACAAGUUGACGAUGUUCGAUGAAACUUUCAAAGUUCGACUUUUCAACUCACUGGCCCUUGGAGCAUCCGCAUUCUUCUUCAUCGUUUUAGCUUUCAUCAGACGAGAGCAUAAUGUUGCAGCAAUGGUUGUCCUUGUUUUUGCUGAAAGUUUGCUCGGAUUGAACACUGCUGGUUUUAACAAAUGCAUUACAUUGCAUUCCAGGCAGUUUGGACACUUUGGCAUGACACAGAUCAUGAACAUCUGGGCUGUGACAAUUCUUUUGGAACCGUUCGUUGUAAACGCGAUCAUUGCCGAAAACAGUUACGAAGACUGGCGAAACUGUUUCCUGAUCCACGCCGGCCUCCUGCUCCUCUGUAACGCCGUCUUCUGCUACUGGGCCGAUGCCCGACCUGCCCCUUGGACCUGCGUGCCUACGGACGAGAAAGAUGCCGAGGAGAUGUUGGAGCGAGGCGGUGCGAACGGCGCCAAUGGCGCCAAUGGCGCCAAUGGAGCCCAUGCAGCCAACGACCGGACGCCAAUCACAAACUGAUUGCCUCCUAUACCCAUUUUUUAGAAAGCUGUCCUAUACAACACAUUGGCAAAAAUUUUGCAUGGUCCACUAAUCGAAUCUAGGCUUCCGCUAGGAUUAUAUUUUUUUUAUACCUCUUCUAACCAUGAUGGAGCGCCUUUACAAUAGUCUGUAGUGUGAUACUUUGAUGGCAUUUUGUGUGAUAAGUUGUCUUAAGUUGCAGAGAUUUGGUCAGAGUAUACCGAUUUGCUCAUUGAUUUGUAUUCGAGAUUGUGAACAUAUAUAAUAAAACCAUUA
Messenger RNA from Cylicocyclus nassatus, 1808 nucleotides. The record is from the annotation of a GenBank genome assembly. NCBI's taxonomy places the organism in Eukaryota, Metazoa, Nematoda, Chromadorea, Rhabditida, Strongylidae.